Pomacea canaliculata is the source of this 717-nucleotide messenger RNA. RefSeq names its product low-density lipoprotein receptor-related protein 8-like. The coding region runs from base 162 to 527 and encodes 121 amino acids. The record is from RefSeq and is a predicted model, not a curated record. Gene Ontology annotation, molecular function: protein binding. Lineage: Eukaryota; Metazoa; Mollusca; Gastropoda; Architaenioglossa; Ampullariidae. The transcript is spliced from 4 exons.
UAUAAAGCUGGCAUUGGCUGCUGACCUGAAAUCAUAGAAAGGAAGAAGGCAAGACAACAUGUCGUCCAUCUCCUGGUGCUGGUUAGUCUGUGUUCUGGUGCUGCUGGGUCAAGCUGGGGCCAAACGAACUGGAAGUAGAGUUAAGAGAGCUGCGUGCGGCGAUGGUCAUUAUGCGUGCUCCAACGGUCAGUGCAUCCAGGAGGAGUGGCUGUGUGACACUGGAGAACGACUGCGGUAACAACGAGGAUGAAGUGGGUUGCCCUACUGACUGCACAGGAGAACAUCAGGUGAAGUGUGCUAACGGCCGUUGUGUCCCCCUGGAAUACAGGUGUGAUGGUGACAACGACUGCGGCGACACAACCGAUGAGCAAGGAUGUGACACGUAUCAAUGCUCACAAAAUGAAAUCAAAUGCCCCAAUCAUGUCAUCUGUUUCGACACUGAGUUUCUGUGUGAUGGCACGAAGGACUGCCCGGAUGGGUGGGACGAGGUUCGUGCCAACUGCCCAACCUCUACAGGGAGCGGGUAGGACCAACAUCAUACAUGUAGACUGAAACUCUAGGCUACUUUAGGCAACUCUAUGCUACUCUAGGGAACUCUAGCCUUUACUUAUAUGUACAAAAGACUACGUACAUGCUUAAUUAAUUUGUAAUAAAAUUCUUGUAAGAUACAGAGAACGAAAAACAACAACAAUAAAAUAAUCGUUGGUGGAAACCAGA